GUCACCAUGCUGGAGGAGGCGGGCGAGGUGCUGGAGUCGGUGCUGAAGGCCUCGUGCCUCCCGCUCAGCUUCCUGCUCUUCGUGCCCGCCGUGCUCCUGCUGCUCGGCCCGCCGCCCGCCGCCGAGGCCGCCCACGAGUUCACCGUGUACCGCAUGCAGCAGUACGAGCUGGGCGGGCAGCCCUACGGCACGAGGAGCGCCGUGCUCAACACGGAGGCGCGCACGGUGGAGGCGGACGUGCUGAGCCGCCGCUGCGUCAUGAUGCGCCUCGUGGACUUCUCCUACGAGCAGUACCAGAAGGCUCUGCGGCAGUCAGCCGGGGCCGUGGUCAUCAUCUUGCCCCAGUCCAUUUCUUCUGUGCCCCAGGAUGUUGUUCGGCAAUUCAUGGAGAUAGAGCCAGAAAUGCUCGCUAUGGAAACCGUGGUGCCAGUCUACUUUGCAGUGGAGGAUGAAGAGCUGCUGUCUAUCUACGAACAAACCCGGGCCGCUUCUGCGUCCCAGGGCUCCGCAUCAGCCGCGGAAGUUUUGUUGCACACAGCAACUGCCAAUGGCUUCCAGAUGGUGACCAGCGGGGCUCAGAGCAAAGCUAUCAACGACUGGCUCAUACCCAGCGUGGAGGGAAGGCUAACAGGGCUGGGUGGAGAAGAUYUACCCACUGUUGUGAUAGUUGCCCACUAUGAUUCAUUUGGAGUCGCCCCUUGGCUGUCCCACGGCGCUGACUCCAACGGCAGCGGCAUCUCCGUGCUGCUGGAACUAGCCCGGCUCUUUUCCCGGCUCUACACCUACCGACGUACCCACGCCGGGUAUAACUUGCUGUUCUUUGCAUCUGGAGGAGGCAAGUUUAAUUACCAAGGAACCAAGCGAUGGCUGGAAGACAACUUGGAUCACACUGAUUCCAGCUUGCUGCAGGACAACGUAGCAUUUGUCCUCUGCCUCGACACGCUGGGCCGAGGGAACAGCCUUCACCUGCACGUCUCCAAGCCUCCCAAGGAGGGAACCUUGCAGCAUGCCUUUCUGAGAGAAUUGGAGAUGGUUGUUUCCAGCCAGUUCCCAGAAGUGAAGUUUUCCAUGGUGCACAAGAAGAUCAACCUGGCUGAGGACAUGCUGGCGUGGGAACACGAGCGCUUUGCCAUCCGCCGCUUGCCGGCGUUCACCAUCUCCCACCUGGAGAGCCACCGGGACAGCCUGCGCAACAGCAUCAUGGAUGGCAGGGCCCACGUAGACACUAAGGCACUCACCCGGAAUACCAGGAUCAUUGCCGAGGCUUUGACAAGAGUCAUCUACAACCUAACAGAGAAGGGAGCCCCUGCAGACCUCCAGAUCUUCACGGAACAGAUGCAGAUCCAGGAGGAGCAACUCGAGUCAGUGAUGGACUGGCUGAGCAGUCAGCCAAGGGCUGCCCAGCUCAUUGAUAAAGACAGCACCUUCCUCAACACCCUGGAAUAUUAUAUGGGCCGCUACCUGAAGGAUGUGAAACAACAUCAUGUAAAGGCAGACAAAAGGGACCCGGAGUUUGUGUUCUAUGACCAGCUGAAGCAAGUGAUGAAUGCAUACAGGGUCAAGCCAGCGAUAUUUGAUCUGCUUCUGGCUGUCUGCAUUGCAGCCUACCUGGGAGUCGCCUAUGUUGCAGUCCAGCACUUUGGUCUCCUUUACAAGACYGUACAGAGAUUAUCCCUUAAAACCAAGCAGCAGUGAAGUAACAAGUACCCUGUUCAGCAGCACUGAGCCACCGGGGAGCGUGCGGAUGGUUGUGGCUGCCUGUGCAAUGAGCAGGGGCCACGGUGCCGAGCACUCCUGAAACCCCAGCCCUCCAGGGAGACUUACCUUCGAGUGCUUACUCGAAAUGCCCCUCUGCAUGCAUGAGCUGUUGGUGACACACGUCUACAAAUGAAUCUAUAGCGACCUCGGACACUGAUUUCUUGCUCUGGAGUAGGUGGAAGAUGAGCAGGGAUCUCUUGUCGCUGGGUUUUAUGCUCUGCUCCUGCAGACUGGGUGCACUGUGCUGGGGGCAGGUGUGUGCUCUGCCCUGGGUAGGUGCAGAACAAGCACAAUGCAGCGGCUUCCCGAAGAACACUUUGAUGGUUCUGAGUGUCUGGAGCCUGUUUGAGAGCCCUCCAGGUGCAUCCUGUGCUCCUACUGUGGUAACGUGGAGGUGGGAUGUUUCCCUCCUUUCCAGCAGGAUACUUAACUCCGUUACUUCACUGAGAACAAAUAGGGAGGCCAAAGCAAUCCUGCUUGGACUUGGCCUGGUGCAUGUAAAUAGCACAGGCAGCCCCAGAACAUUCAUAUUUAUAGUGGAGACUGUCAACUUUGGCUCUUCCUCGUGAGAAACUCCAGCCUGAGUCACAAACUUGCACCAACCCAGGCAGGAUGGUUGCGGCUCUGUCCCUGGUAAGGCUGCAGCAUUAAAGCAAGCUCUUCCCUCCUUGUGCUUUCCACAAUGCCCUGCCAACGCUCCUGGGGCAGGGCCAGGCGCCAGGGGCAGGUGCCUGAAAGGAGCGGAGGUAGAUGAGGGUUCACAAGCUUCAAGGACGGUGGGGAUAGUGGCUUGCUCUCUCCUGCACUAGGGUCAUCUGUCCCAUACGCUGAUUGAGUGCACUUGAUAUGUCCCUGGCUGGGUGCCACAGAAAGGAGUUUUCAUUACAUAGAAGGGCUUGUGCUUCUGAUCACGAGUGUGUGCACCAAAGCGCACUGUCUGCUCAAACCGGAGACCGUCACAUUCCAGCUCAUAGCUGAGAAGGAGGGAGUGGAGACUGGCACCGUCACUCUGGUGCCCGUCAGGGGAGUGAACAGAGUUCCCACAUUGCCAUGAUGUUUAGGAGAAGUUGACAUGGAAGCUUACCACUCAUYGCUACCAUCCUGCUGUGUUUUGUAAUAACAACAACCACGGUGAUUCCUGAUGCUGAUUCCG
This is a messenger RNA of Nothoprocta perdicaria, 2911 nucleotides long. It is a transcript of the gene NCLN, whose product is annotated as nicalin. NCBI's taxonomy places the organism in Eukaryota, Metazoa, Chordata, Aves, Tinamiformes, Tinamidae. Gene Ontology annotation, cellular component: endoplasmic reticulum membrane. The record is from RefSeq and is a predicted model, not a curated record. Gene Ontology annotation, biological process: regulation of signal transduction. The coding region runs from base 7 to 1695 and encodes 562 amino acids. The transcript is spliced from 16 exons.